Zingiber officinale is the source of this 1645-nucleotide messenger RNA. Its product is annotated as curcumin synthase 3. The record is from RefSeq and is a predicted model, not a curated record. The coding region runs from base 310 to 1482 and encodes 390 amino acids. Gene Ontology annotation, molecular function: acyltransferase activity, transferring groups other than amino-acyl groups. The transcript has 2 exons. Lineage: Eukaryota; Viridiplantae; Streptophyta; Magnoliopsida; Zingiberales; Zingiberaceae. Gene Ontology annotation, biological process: polyketide biosynthetic process.
AGACUCCGUCCAAGUCAAAUUUAUUCCAAAAUGAAGGAGGGCAAAAACAAGUUAUCAUUCGUGAAGUUGUUCCUAGCUAGCUGUUGCUCUUAUUAUUCUUCCGGAAAGCGAUGGUUUCCCAUAACUUUGAUUCUUUGGUCUCAGCCUCUCUUCUUCUAUACGGAGUUUGGCAGGCAACUCUCUGUGUAUAAAUUAGGCAGCGCACAGCUGAAGGAAGGAAGGAAUACAAUCGAUCGAGCUGAUCUAAUUGUUAUUCCGUCCGAUAGAUCGAUCGACUGCUGCUUAAUUCGUCAAUUGGAUUAUUAAGCGAUGGGCAGCCUGCAGGCGAUGCGCAGGGCGAAGCGGGCUCAAGGCCCGGCCACCAUCAUGGCGGUCGGCACCGCCAACCCGCCCAACCUCUACGAGCAGACCUCCUACCCGGACUUCUAUUUCCGCGUCACCAACUCCGACGACAAGCACGAGCUGAAGAACAAAUUCCGUGUUAUCUGUGAGAAGACGAGGGUGAAAAGACGGUACUUGCACUUGACGGAGGAGAUUCUGAAGCAGAGGCCCAAGCUCUGCUCCUACAUGGAGCCGUCCUUCGACGACCGGCAGGACAUCGUGGUGGACGAGAUACCGAAGCUGGCGAAGGAGGCGGCGGAGAAGGCGAUCAAGGAGUGGGGCCGCCCCAAGUCGGAGAUCACCCACUUAGUGUUCUGCUCCAUCAGCGGUAUCGACAUGCCCGGAGCCGACUACCGCCUUGCCAAGCUCCUCGGCCUCCCCCUGUCAGUCAACCGCCUCAUGCUCUACAGCCAGGCCUGCCACAUGGGCGCGCAGAUGCUGCGCAUCGCCAAGGACCUGGCGGAGAACAACCGCGGCGCGCGCGUCCUCGUCGUCUCUUGCGAGAUCACCGUGCUCAGCUUCCGUGGCCCCGACGCGGGCGACUUCGAGGCCUUGGCGUGCCAGGCGGGAUUCGGCGAUGGCGCAGCGGCCGUCGUCGUCGGGGCCGACCCCCUGCCUGGCGUCGAGAGGCCCAUCUACGAGAUUGCGGCGGCGAUGCAGGAGACGGUGCCGGAGAGCGAGAGGGCGGUGGGGGGACACCUGAGGGAAAUCGGCUGGACCUUCCAUUUCUUCAACCAGCUGCCGAAGCUGAUCGCGGAAAACAUCGAGAGCAGCCUGGCGCGGGCGUUCAAGCCGCUGGGGAUAACCGAGUGGAACGACGUGUUUUGGGUGGCGCACCCGGGGAACUGGGGCAUCAUGGACGCCAUAGAGACCAAGCUGGGGCUGAAACAGGGGAAGCUCGCCACGGCGCGCCACGUCUUCAGCGAGUACGGCAACAUGCAGAGCGCCACCGUGUACUUCGUGAUGGACGAGGUGAGGAAGCGGUCGGCGGCGGAGGGGCGGGCCACCACCGGCGAAGGCCUGGAGUGGGGAGUCCUGUUUGGGUUUGGCCCAGGACUCACCAUAGAAACUGUCGUGCUACGCAGUCUACCAAUACCGUAGUCGCGUACGUCUAACCAGCACUCGUGGGGCCCACUCGAUAACCGAGACGGAAGCAGUUUAUUUGUUGACUGUUUUUAGUUGCUUGCCUGCGUGCGCAUGUACACUUUUAUAUUACGACGUUAUUACCGUAAAAUUGGCAAUUGCCGGCCGAUGUUUUCUUCUA